CGGUAGGGAGUUGCCAAUCCGGGCCGGGCAGCUCGGUAGGCUCAAAGGCAGUGUCCCCGUAGGGAGCCUGUGGUGAGGGACGCGCCAAAGGCUAUGUGGAGGGGGGAGUUGGAACGGAAGUUGGAGCGAGCGGUAGAAGGCGCGAUGUUUUUAAACGGCAACAAACACGACAAACACUAAGCAUACGAAGGUACCGAAGCGUGAAUCUAUAGCAAAUUUCAAUAACUGUACAGUAUCUGCUGUUGGAACGAAAAUAUCGCUCUCUUCUCGCUCGACCAAUCCGCACUGAGCUGCUUGUUUAGCGAAUCCCUCACUACAGGGUCCCUAACCACUUCAAGAUGUCAACAAGCACUAUUCCCAUACCGAAGCGCGAAGCUGUAGUAAAUUUUGGUAUAGCAUCUUGAUUUGGAACGGAAGUUUCUAUCUCUUCCCGCUCGACCAAUCCGCAGUCAACUGCCCGAUUGGCGCUUCUCUUACUACAGGGUCCCUAGGUCCCCGCUGUGAGCAUGCGACUACUUUUGUUGACCUAGCAUGAAUGCCUUUCAUUGUUCUGAGAUUGAAACAUGUUACAAUAACUGAAGUUAUAAAGGAAGAGCUCAUUUCAUUAUACGAAAUUCAGAAAUCUCCAUUUAUCAGGAUCCUCGAUUUAACGAAGAUGAAGAUCUAUGUUGGUGCUCCUUUCUGCAUUCUAGCGAUUUUCUUCAGUUUAAUUGAAUUAUGUUCACCGUAUAGUUCACGUCUUACGAAGGGCGAAAUGCAGAUAGACCCUCGUUUUGAAAUCUUUUACCCAAUAGAGAAUAAUAAACAGGUGUGGAUCCAAGCUGGGGUAAAAACUAAAGGACUACUAGAUGGAGAAAUGAUGGUUUGCGCAUUAGAGGAUUAUAAUAACCAACCAUAUGUCCGUGCAUUAAUCACAAACAACAUACAUGUUAAGGUACUUCCAAAAACGUACAUAUUUUGGAAUAGUAGUGACAAAGCCUUAUAUGGCCUAGAAUUCGACAAACCGCUUAAGUAAAGAAUGAUUUAGAUUUCCCACUGCACACAUUCUUUGAUGUCGACACUCGCCCUUGCUCGAAGAAAAACCAAUAUUUCCUUUUUUCCACUGUGGUAUAAUACUAAAGAAAAAUAAUAGUAAUCAACAGUAAUUUUGAUCAUUUAUAGAAAAGGAUAUAUUGGCUUAUUAGUAACACGGAAUCAUUUGAAAAUUAUUAAAAGGAUUAUUGGUUAAACGGAAAGAAUUUUGGCGCCGCAGCAGCGCCAUCUAUUGUACAGUAGUUGCGCGUAGGCUUGGCACAGUUGUCAUACCGUUUUUUGGGCAGCGAGUGACCCAAACUAGAUUUCACAAAUAGAGCCUGAAGUAUUGAUGCGCAUGCGUGAAUAAUAGCUUUUUAUUGGCUCUGCUUGACGCAUGCGCAGUAUCGAACCAGACCAUCUUUGGGAGCAUUUAGCUAAACGACGCAGCAACUGGUGUGCUAGUAGGUCUGCUGUCGCGAAAUUCUUUUCGUACGCUAAGUUGCUAAUUAGUAAAUUAAAGAAAUAACCUACAAAUUUUUUUAUUAAUAUUCUUCUAAAUUACGUUUUUAUUCUUAAGUCAAACAUAGGCUAUAAUUUGGUGUGUAGUGCAUAAUUAAUUCCUAAAGUAACGUUUCACUGUAAUAAAUCAAUGUAAAAUUAAGCAAUGAAAAAUAAAUUUCAAUAUCUCAAAAUCUAAGGAUUAAAGCUUAUUUCCGAGUCAACUUAGAAAGGUGGAAAUUAGGUUUUAAAAUUCAUUGCGCACUACGCACGAAAUUAUAUAAAUUAUUAAGUGUUAUUGUAAUUUUUAUUCAUUCUACUGUUCUUGUUAUUUAUAAAUAAAAAAAAUAUCUCUUUAAAUGUGGAUUGGAUGUAAAUUUUCUUCGAGUGUUUAAUUACAAGUGGUAAAAAUGUUGCUGUAAAUUAGUUUUGACAUUUUAUUUUGACUUCGCCUACAAAAUUAUAUUUCGUUAUGACAAAAAUGUAUUUGUGGAUUAAAAAAAAAAUAAAAGAUUGAAUACGA
This is a messenger RNA of Belonocnema kinseyi, 2035 nucleotides long. RefSeq lists its product as uncharacterized. The record is from RefSeq and is a predicted model, not a curated record. NCBI's taxonomy places the organism in Eukaryota, Metazoa, Arthropoda, Insecta, Hymenoptera, Cynipidae. The transcript has 3 exons. The coding region runs from base 536 to 1015 and encodes 159 amino acids.